Anopheles marshallii is the source of this 1242-nucleotide messenger RNA. Its product is annotated as quinone oxidoreductase-like protein 2 homolog. The record is from RefSeq and is a predicted model, not a curated record. Gene Ontology annotation, cellular component: mitochondrion. Bases 1 to 1242 code for a protein of 413 amino acids. Gene Ontology annotation, molecular function: oxidoreductase activity. The transcript is spliced from 3 exons. Lineage: Eukaryota; Metazoa; Arthropoda; Insecta; Diptera; Culicidae.
AUGUUUAGAACGAUUACGCCUAAAAUUGUGAAUAAAUUAUGCGAAAUUUCGAUACACAACUGCAAGCACGGUAGUGGCUUCCUGAUACGACAUGCCCACAGAGCUGCGGUGCUACGGGAAGCCGGCAAACCCGUCGUAUUGGAAACGGUCAAAAAGAUCGAAAAGCUGAAAAGUGAUGAGGUGCGUGUAAAGGUACAUUACUGCAGUUUGAAUUCAACCGACGUUAAAAUCAUUUCCGGAAAGCAUGCCGAACUGAACGUUCCAUUGCCGUUCAUUCCCGGACAUGAGUUCUCCGGCGAAAUCGUCGACAUUGGGAAGGAUAAUCCGCACCAUUUCAACCGUGGCGAUCGUGUGGUGGUAAUGAACGAUCUUCAAGAUCCAAAUGGCGGACUCAUUUCGGAAGCGGUUGUAAAGAAUCGGGACGUAUGGACAGUGCCACAGUCGGUACCGCUGCGUGAGAUGGCUGUCCUACCGUACGGCCAUGGAACAGCCCUGCUAACAUUUGCCUUGCACUGUAACCUGAAGGAAAACGAUUUGAUACUCAUUACCGCCGGACCGGCCGGUAUGGGGCUGGCUGCGAUUGAUUUGGCCGUUAGCGUAUACAAGGCAACGGUGAUUGCAGUGUGCGACACGGAAAGCAGUUCCGAUUUGGUGCGGGAAAAAGGUGCACACAAGGUAGUCAGCAUGACGAAGAAUAACUUCACGAAACUCUACAAAAACGUAAAGGAUGCGAUGGGCGACAAAAAGGCGAAGGUUGCGUACGACGCGGUCGGCAAAGGAUUGUUGCAUCUGCUUGCAGAUUUUGUCGAUCCUAACAAAGGACAGCUCAUCUCGGUUGAUCCAUUCUUCAACGCAUCUAAAUUUCCAACGGAAGUGCCCGAGUUCGAACGUCCCAAGCGGAAGGAGAAGGACGAAAAACCGGAAGAGGUGUCAGGAACGGCAAAGCUCAUCGAAAACGUACGUCACUUCGAUCUGUACGAGUACCCGGAUGUGGAUACGUACCGGCAGAUGAUAUCGGACACGAUCGAGAUGCGGUCGGAGGGUAUGAUAGCGGGACACAUUAGUAAAAUCUUUCCGUUAGCUAAAAUUCAACAAGCAAUUGAGUUUGUGCAGCAGAAACAGUGCACCGGCAAGGUGUUAAUUGAUGUGCAGUGCCCUGAUGGCGAUGAUGAUUGUCCAGAUGCCAAGGAGAAGAAAGCGAAAAGCAAAGACGGGGAGGAGAAGAAGAAAUCGAAGGAUUAA